Molecule: messenger RNA, 3373 nt
Organism: Helianthus annuus (common sunflower)
Lineage: Eukaryota; Viridiplantae; Streptophyta; Magnoliopsida; Asterales; Asteraceae
Product: phosphoenolpyruvate carboxylase 2
Exons: 11
Coding region: 222-3125 (967 amino acids)
Biological process (GO): leaf development; tricarboxylic acid cycle; carbon fixation
Cellular component (GO): cytosol; chloroplast; apoplast
Molecular function (GO): phosphoenolpyruvate carboxylase activity
Source: RefSeq, a predicted model, not a curated record
AGAUACAUCAUGAAACAUACCAUUUUCUUUUUUCACAAACAAAAGUGACUAAAAUAUCAAGUCAAAUUGUAGGGGAUGACACCAAUGAUACUCCUCUACUGGUUUCUCCGAUCCGUAUGUCGUUACAUUUGAUGCCUCGUUCUCUAUAUAUACACCCAAAUCCCCUCUUCAACUUCACGCUUUCACUCACACUCACCAAAAUUCAGGGUUUUAAAGGUUGAAUGGCUAACCGGAAUUUGGAGAAAUUGGCGUCGAUCGAUGCGCAAUUGAGGCUUUUGGUCCCUGGGAAAGUGUCCGAGGAUGAUAAGCUUAUUGAGUAUGAUGCUUUGUUGUUGGAUAAGUUUCUUGAUAUUCUUCAGGAUUUGCAUGGAGAGGGUCUCAAAGAAACGGUUCAAGAGUGCUAUGAACUGUCUGCUGAGUAUGAAGGAAAGCAUGACCCUAAGAAGCUAGAGGAGCUUGGAAACGUGUUGACGAGUUUGGAUCCGGGGGACUCCAUCGUCAUUGCAAAAGCUUUCUCUCACAUGCUUAACUUGGCCAAUCUGGCUGAAGAGGUUCAGAUUGCUUACCGUAGGAGGAUUAAGCUUAAGAAGGGUGAUUUUGGUGAUGAGGCUAAUGCAACUACUGAAUCCGAUAUCGAAGAGACUCUUAAGAAACUUGUUCAUAAGCUGAAAAAGUCCCCGGAAGAAGUGUUUGAUGCGCUCAAGAAUCAGACUGUUGAUCUUGUUUUUACCGCUCAUCCGACCCAAUCUGUCCGUCGAUCUUUGCUUCAGAAGCAUGGAAGGAUUCGCGACUGUCUUGCACAGUUAUAUGCCAAGGACAUCACUCCUGAUGAUAAGCAGGAACUUGAUGAGGCUUUGCAUAGAGAAAUUCAAGCUGCUUUUCGCACUGACGAGAUACGAAGGACACCCCCGACCCCUCAAGAUGAAAUGAGAGCCGGAAUGAGUUAUUUUCAUGAAACAAUCUGGAAGGGUGUUCCGAAAUUCUUACGCCGUGUUGACACUGCUCUGAAGAACAUUGGGAUCAAUGAACGUGUACCGUAUAAUGCUCCACUUAUACAAUUUUCUUCAUGGAUGGGCGGUGAUCGUGAUGGUAAUCCUAGGGUAACUCCUGAAGUUACAAGGGAUGUGUGCUUACUUGCAAGAAUGAUGGCUGCAAACAUGUACUUCUCACAGAUAGAGGAUCUCAUGUUUGAGAUGUCCAUGUGGCGUUGUAGUGAUGAACUCCGUGUUCGCGCUGAAGAACUUUAUAGGUCAUCUUCAAGGAGAGAUGUCAAACACUACAUAGAGUUCUGGAAACAGGUUCCUCCUACUGAACCGUACCGCGUUAUUCUCGGUGAUGUGAGGGACAAAUUGUACAACACACGUGAAAGAGCGCGCCAUCUAUUAGCCCAUGAUGUGUCCGACAUACCAGAGGAAUUGGUUUAUACGAAUGUCGAACAGUUCUUGGAACCGCUUGAGUUGUGCUACAGAUCGUUAUGUGCUUGUGGUGAUCGCGUGAUUGCUGACGGCAGUCUUCUCGAUUUCUUACGGCAAGUCUCCACUUUCGGACUCUCGCUUGUGCGACUCGAUAUCCGUCAAGAAUCUGACCGCCACACGGAUGUCCUCGAUGCCAUCACUCAACAUUUGGAAAUUGGGUCGUACCGUGAAUGGUCUGAAGAGAAACGCCAAGAAUGGCUUCUAUCUGAGCUAAGUGGAAAACGCCCUCUAUUCGGGCCCGAUCUCCCGAAAACCGAAGAAAUCGCAGAUGUUUUGGACACAUUUCAUGUGCUGGCAGAACUUCCAGCCGAUUGCUUCGGUGCUUACAUCAUCUCCAUGGCUACGUCACCUUCCGACGUGCUUGCGGUUGAGUUGCUUCAGCGGGAAUGCCACGUAAAACAACCGUUGCGAGUGGUCCCGCUUUUCGAAAAACUCGCGGAUCUUGAUGCAGCUCCUGCUGCCGUGGCCCGUCUUUUCUCGAUCGAGUGGUACCGAAACCGGAUCGAUGGUAAACAAGAAGUUAUGAUCGGGUACUCCGAUUCCGGAAAAGAUGCCGGACGCCUUUCUGCCGCGUGGCAGCUCUAUAAGGCUCAAGAAGAGCUAAUUAACGUUGCUAAGAAGUUCGGGGUUAAGCUCACCAUGUUUCACGGACGCGGUGGGACCGUCGGGCGAGGUGGUGGGCCUACCCAUUUGGCUAUACUGUCUCAACCACCUGAGACCAUUCACGGGUCUCUUAGAGUCACGGUUCAAGGUGAGGUUAUAGAACAAUCAUUUGGUGAAGAACAUUUAUGUUUUAGAACGCUUCAGAGGUUUUGUGCGGCUACGCUCGAGCACGGAAUGAACCCCCCAAUCUCACCGCGACCCGAGUGGCGUGCACUUAUGGAUGAGAUGGCAGUUCAUGCAACCGAGCAGUAUCGUGAAAUUGUCUUCAAGGAACCACGUUUUGUUGAGUAUUUCCGCCUCGCCACACCGGAGCUCGAGUACGGACGAAUGAACAUCGGGAGCCGCCCGUCAAAACGAAAGCCAAGUGGCGGAAUAGAAUCGUUGCGAGCCAUUCCCUGGAUCUUUGCGUGGACUCAGACCCGGUUCCAUCUCCCGGUUUGGCUUGGGUUCGGGGCGGCAUUCAAAUACGCGAUUGAGAAAGACAUCAAGAAUCUUCACAUGCUACAAGAAAUGUACAAGACAUGGCCUUUCUUUAGAGUCACAAUCGAUUUAGUCGAAAUGGUGUUUGCCAAGGGUGACCCUGGUAUCGCUGCUCUGAACGACAAGCUACUCGUCUCUGAAGACUUGUGGUCGUUUGGCGAAUCUUUAAGAGCAAACUAUGAGGAAACCAAAAAUCUUCUCCUUAAGAUUGCGGGCCAUAAGGAUCUUUUGGAGGGUGAUCCUUAUUUAAGACAACGACUUCGUCUGCGUGACUCGUACAUCACAACCCUGAAUGUAUGCCAAGCUUACACGCUGAAACGGAUCCGUGAUCCAAACUACCACGUGACAUUGAGGCCACAUAUCUCGAAAGAGUAUACCGAGCCGAGCAGCAAGCAGGCGUAUGAGUACGUUUUGCUAAACCCAAAGAGCGAGUACGCUCCGGGUUUGGAAGAUACGCUCAUCUUGACCAUGAAGGGUAUUGCUGCUGGAAUGCAGAACACCGGUUGAUAAAUCAAUGUUAUGUUUACCCUUUCAGAUUUGUUUUGUUUAGGGUUGUUAUGUGUUAUCUUAUGUUUAUUAUCGAGUCGUUGUGGCUGUUUGCCGAGGGAAGUUUGAGUCGAACCACCUGGUUGUCGAGGACGAAGAUGUAGUGAAGUGUACUACGUGCAUCUUUGAUGGUACCUUUGUCCAAGAAACUAGUGAAUUAUUGUACUUUUCGAAUAAAUGGUUCACAAUCGAAAUGGUUUUGUACUUUC